Molecule: messenger RNA, 1299 nt
Organism: Prosopis cineraria
Lineage: Eukaryota; Viridiplantae; Streptophyta; Magnoliopsida; Fabales; Fabaceae
Exons: 1
Coding region: 230-1183 (317 amino acids)
Biological process (GO): lipid metabolic process
Molecular function (GO): phosphoric diester hydrolase activity
Source: RefSeq, a predicted model, not a curated record
GAGAGGAGAGAUGGGUCAUUAUGGCAAAUACACACGAAAGGAACAUCAUUGAAGAUUGAAGAUUGAAGAUUGAAUGGAUUGGAAAGCAAUGGCGAAAAGAAUCGAACCGAUUCAGGCACAGGCUUUUGUUAUCCAACAAAAAAAGAUAUGCAAGCUAUGCAAUUUAGCAUGCCUAAUCCCAGAGGCAAAAUAAGCGAAAACUCUUGCUCUCCCACGUCCGAAGUAGAAGAUGGGUUCCGUGAUUGCCACGCAGAUUGAAAGACGAAACGCACUCGAAAUCCAAGACAGAACCCUCUCUGAUCUUAAACUUUCCGGCCAAGACUUCCCCGGUUCUCGUUACCACCCCCUGGAUAGAAAAAACUGGAUGUCCAUUCUCAACCCACAAAAUCUUCGCAUCCAUAAAAUCGUUUGGCCUGGAACCCACGAUUCCGCAACCGACAAAAUCGGCAUCCCCUUUAUCUCCCGCCCUUUUGCACAGUGCCAAACGUUAUCGGUCUAUCACCAGCUCGCGAUGGGCACGCGAGUGCUUGACAUCCGGGUUGAUGAGAAUGGCAAUGCCUGUCACGGAAUUCUGAUCACGUACGGAAUUCAUGUUGUGAUGGAUGAUGUUAAAAAGUUCCUCUCCGAAACAGAGUCAGAGAUCAUAAUUCUUGAGAUUAGAACGGAGAUUGGGCACAGGGACCCACCUGGAUUCGAUGUAUACCUGGUGGAUCAACUGGGGGAGCUUCUGAUUCAUCAGCAUGAUAAUGUGUUUAAGAAGACGAUCGCCGAGGUUUUACCCGGGAGAAUCCUAUGUGUUUGGAGGCCGAGAAAAUUCAGUCAGCCAGAAGCAGGGGGGGCCCUGUGGAGCGCAGGAUAUUUGAGGGAUGACUGGAUCAACACAGACUUGCCGUCGACUAAAUUCGAGAGCAAUAUGAAGCAUUUGAGGGAGCAACCACCGCUGGCGUCGAGGAACUAUUUUUAUAGGGUGGAGAAUACGGUGACGCCGGUGCCGGAUAACCCGAUCCUGCACGUGAAACCUGUGACGGAGAGGAUACGUGGGUAUGCUAGGCUCUUCAUCGCUCUGUGCUUCUCCCAUGGAUGUGCUGAUAGGCUACAGAUAUUUUCUACGGAUUUCAUAGACGAGGAUUUUGUCGAUGCAUGUGUUGGUCUUACUCAUGCAAGAAUUCAAGGGAUAGCCUGAACUUAUCUAUAUUCCCAGUUCAGUUCUUGUGCAUACCUUCUUUCCAUCUUUUCUCGAUGUAAUCAACUUCAUUGACAUCACAUUCACAUUCAAAAAAAGCAUUAAACCUUAGAUCA